This is a messenger RNA of Neoarthrinium moseri, 750 nucleotides long. RefSeq lists its product as uncharacterized. Gene Ontology annotation, molecular function: phosphomannomutase activity. Gene Ontology annotation, cellular component: cytosol. NCBI's taxonomy places the organism in Eukaryota, Fungi, Ascomycota, Sordariomycetes, Amphisphaeriales, Apiosporaceae. Gene Ontology annotation, biological process: protein N-linked glycosylation; mannose metabolic process; GDP-mannose biosynthetic process. The transcript has a single exon. The coding region runs from base 1 to 750 and encodes 249 amino acids. The record is from RefSeq and is a predicted model, not a curated record.
AUGCCUAUCACCCUCGUUGCCUUUGACCUUGACGGCACGCUGGCCGAGAGCAAGCAGCCCUUGCUGGACUCCAUGGGCGAGGCGUUGGCCGAUUUGCUAGACGUCGCUCACGUCGCUGUGAUAUCCGGCGGUGAUUGGCCGCAGUUCGAGAAGCAGGUGGCCAGCCGCCUACCGCCGCGCGCCGACAUCCCGAAGCUGUGGCUCAUGCCAACCACUGGUACUAAACUCUACACCCACCGUGACGGGAAAUGGAAUGUCGUCUAUGCCGAGCUGUUCAGCGACGAGGCAAAGAAGCAGAUUUUGACCGCCUUUGAUGCCUCCCUCGAGGCAACCGGCUUCACGCCCGAAAAGACAUGGGGCGAGCGCAUCGAAGACCGCGGUAGCCAGAUCACCUUCUCCGCCCUGGGCCAGCAAGCUCCCCCUGCCGAGAAGCACGUCUGGGACCCCGACUUUGCAAAGCGCAAGGUCAUCCAGGCAGAUCUCAAGAAACGUUUGCCAGAUCUCUCCAUUAACAUGGGCGGCGCCACCUCGAUUGAUAUCACCCAGAAGGGUGUCGACAAGGGGUAUGGGCUCAAAAAGCUCCGCGACGCAAGCAGUAUUCCUCUUGAGCAGAUGCUGUUUAUUGGCGACGCUAUCUUCCCAGGCGGCAACGACUACCCUGCCAAGGAGCUCGGCUUGAAGACGGUGCGUGUCAAGGACCCCAACGGGACACUGGCCGCUAUUGCUGGCAUUGUUGCGUGCCUUUCAUAG